UAUCCAUGUUUACUAUCAUAUCUGGAAAUGGCCUCCCUAUACUAUACAUCCACCCUCAUCUGCCUCGCCACAACCCCCAAACACAUCAGCAUCGGCAUCCACCACGUCCACAAAGCAAUCGACCAAAUCCCCGCCAUCCCCGAGUCAGCCAGGGGAAAGGCUCUGGCGCCGACGACGUGGGAUUUUAGUGUUGGUGUGCUGGGAAUUCUCAGUCUUCUGAAUUAUAAAUGGGCCACGAAGGGCGGACCGAGAACCUGGGAGGAAAGUGCGGUGAUUUAUACGUGGAUGUGUACUGGCGCUGUGAUCGGAUGGCGCUAUUUUAGGAUGAAAAUGUAUCCUGGAUUGGGGUUUUUGUGGUUGGCGCCGGCGUUGUCGGUGCUUGGGAUGUGGGUGGGUUAGAUCAUGUAAUUCCAUACUAUGUAGUAUCUACUAUGUACGGAAUUGAGUGUUUUGGCAUUAUUGAUGAUUGGAUAAGGUUUAGCGU
Aspergillus wentii DTO 134E9 is the source of this 484-nucleotide messenger RNA. RefSeq lists its product as uncharacterized. The coding region runs from base 28 to 399 and encodes 123 amino acids. The transcript has 2 exons. The record is from RefSeq and is a predicted model, not a curated record. NCBI's taxonomy places the organism in Eukaryota, Fungi, Ascomycota, Eurotiomycetes, Eurotiales, Aspergillaceae.